Molecule: messenger RNA, 1689 nt
Organism: Pieris macdunnoughi
Lineage: Eukaryota; Metazoa; Arthropoda; Insecta; Lepidoptera; Pieridae
Source: the annotation of a GenBank genome assembly
AUGACUACCUCGUCAGAAGAUGUGUUGCUUAGUGUAAACCAUGUGCGUUAUAAAAAGGGCGAUGGGACAUUGUAUGUAAUGAAUCAAAGACUAGCCUGGAUGCUUGAGAAUCGAGACACUGUUGCUGUAUCUCAUAAAUAUGCUGAUAUUAAAACUCAAAAAAUAUCUCCUGCUGGUAAACCAAAAGUGCAAUUACAAGUGGUAUUGCAUGAUGGCACUUGUUCAACUUUUCAUUUUGUUAACCCUGCUGGAGCAGAAGCACAAGCUAAAGACAGGGAUAAAGUCAAGAUGUUGUUACAGAAUCUUCUUCCUAAAUUUAAGAGACAAAUAGAUGGAGAAUUAGAAAUGAAAUCUAGGUUAUUAUCAUUACAUCCUAUUUUGAAGCAUUUAUAUGAAGACUUAGUUAUAUCAAAAGUUAUUAAUAGUGAAGAAUACUGGAAUACACCAACAUUAAAACAUUAUACAGAAUCAACUAAUUUGAAGCAAGAAGCUGGUGUAUCAGGAGCAUUUUUAGCAGAUAUUCAGCCACAAACUGAUGGCUGUAAUGGUCUUAAAUACAAUCUCACACAAGAUAUCAUAGAUGCUAUAUUUAAAACAUACCCGGCUGUGAGAAAGAAACAUGUAGAUUAUGUUCCUAAUAAAAUGACUGAGGCCGAGUUUUGGACUAAGUUUUUUCAAUCACAUUAUUUUCAUAGGGAUCGCAUAGCAUCAUCAUCAAGUAAAGAUCUGUUUGGAGAGUGUGCCAAAAUGGAUGAUCACGCGAUCGCGUCCGCAAUGAAACACACUACCUUAGAUCUCACAGUUGAUUUAGCACACUUUGCAGAACCAGUUCCCCUUUUACCGGAUGACGAAUACACAGAAAAAGAAAAGGACAGUAAUUCCAUUCAUCGCAGCAUGAUAAAACGGUUUAACCAACACUCAAUUAUGGUGCUUAAAGCUAGUCACAAAAGUUCAAGCAGUAGUAACAAUAAAUCAACAAAUAAUAACAAAGUUGAAAACGGCGUUAAAGAGGCAAAUGGCAUAGACAAGCGAUCAACGGAUGAGAGUGAACCCGUAGACAAAAAAAGGAGGAUGUUAGAAAAAAUUAAAUAUGAAGACUUGGACGAUGAGGAUGAUAGUAAUCGUGCGCCGGAGUUGAAAUUGUCUAAGGUAGAACGGUAUUUAUUAGGUCCAUCUUCACAAGUAACACAAUCUACAUCAAGUAGUAAUAACCCACCGCCACUGUCAGCGUUGUCGUCUAUAUGUCAGGCGUGGUCAAACGGCCAGCAAUGCCUGCGUCCAUUUCGUGUAAGUGCUGCGGCGGCAGUAGGGGCUUUGGGAGAACUCAGCCCCGGCGGCGCCCUUAUGAGGCAACACCACGCUGCAUCUAUGGCUCAGUUAAUACCAUCGGACAUAAAAUUAGAAUUACACCGUAUAUACUACUCGGGCGGGGAGUUACUCCGGGAACUCUGGCGAUGUUUUCCUCAACCCGGCGGCGGCGCAGAUACAGAGGAUAAUGCGGCGAAGGCAGAAAAAUUCUAUGAAGCGCUACUACGAUUUAGAAACGUCAAAUUGCGGCCGUUUGAGGAAAAAAUGCUCCGUGACCUUACACCACUAGCGACAUCUUUAACGCGACAUAUAAACCAAAUGAUAGACGCGGCCUGUUCCAAAUACGCCCUUUGGCAACAAAGACAAGCGAAACAUAGAUAG